This is a messenger RNA of Parasteatoda tepidariorum (common house spider), 7031 nucleotides long. RefSeq names its product RhoGTPase activating protein. Gene Ontology annotation, biological process: signal transduction; actin cytoskeleton organization; regulation of Rho protein signal transduction. Lineage: Eukaryota; Metazoa; Arthropoda; Arachnida; Araneae; Theridiidae. Gene Ontology annotation, molecular function: GTPase activator activity; lipid binding. The record is from RefSeq and is a predicted model, not a curated record.
GCAACCCUAAAAUCUUUCUCAGUUAGUAUUUCGCUUUCAAUGAAACGAAACCUAAGUCAGUGCUCUUACUAAGGGAUAUUCGCGUAGUUCUAUUACAUAGCGAAAAGGUAGUUAUUAUUUUGGUUUCAAUUUAUAAAUAAAAAAGUGGGAUCUUCCUUUUAUCUUUUCAUUUUAAAAUUGAAAAAAAGUUUUUGGUGUAUUUUUUGAGACACACCCACUUGUUGACUUUGCGCGCAAACCCACGUGGUCUCCGAAUGUUUUCCUUUCUGAACGAUGAUUUUACUGCUAUUGGAUAAGUGAAUGUCUUAUUGAUUGGUCGGAUAAUUCAAGAUGAGAACGACUCUAAAGAAUUUUCUAAAUAUCCAUCACAAAAGAAUCAAUGGGUUAGUAACAGGACUGUGAUUGUCAAGUAGCUGUGUAACAAAAUGACAACGAGUCACGAUUUGUAUCAGGAACUAGAGCUUUAUCUUCAGAAAGCACAAGAAGAAAUUGGUAUUGCUGUCAAAGAAUUAGAAGAGCAUCAAGACAAUGCAAUACCUGAUGGAAGAAAUGAAUGGAACUUUUCCAGCGAAAACCUAAUACUCCCUCCACAAGCAUUUCGUUCGAAGUUUGAUGUAAACAAUUCAAAAAAUUCUAGUUCUGACAUCACAAAUGGUAAAAGAUCUCGAGUUAACCGCGUAUGCCAUGAUGGUAACCUAUUGGACAACGAAAAAUUCUCAUCUAAGUCAUUCCAUCAGAGCGACUCAUUCUAUUCGAAGCUUUCUUUUUUCUCAAAUUUAAAUCCAGGAAUAUCAAAGAAUCAUGUGGGUGCACCGUACUCCCCAAAUACUAGAAGACGAAUGUGGCGUAUGCACCCCUCUAUUUCAUUUCCCGAGACCUCUAAAGAUUUACUUAUGCUUGGUAGAGAUCCUUCAUCAAAUUCAUACUCUAAUGAACUUUAUGUAAAUAGUGCGUCACCUUCCUCAACACAAAAUAACUCGUCUCCUAAAUUAUUUGAUGAGAAACCAUCAACUAAUUUCCAUUCCCAGAUAUAUCGUCAGCGGUCACAUUCAGACACAACACCUCCACGUUUUACUUACAGUAUACCUGAAGAAUUAUACCCAUUCCCCAGACCACCUAGUGGUGAUGUAAACUUACUGUCCAUAUGGGCUGAUAACUUAGUUCUAGAGUUGGAUAAAAGCCUCACUGGGGAAUUAAACUCAUGUGAAAGUUUCAGCCCAUCAUCAGAUUAUAGUCUUAGUCCCACAAAGCAAGAUGUACCUGGAGAUGACAUACCCUUUGCCAUUUGCCAUGAAGACAAAUCUCAGUCUCUGGAUCCUAACAGUUUAUCUUUACCAGGUCGGAGCUGUAAAAUUGUGUCCGUGUCACCCGACAGUGGCAUUGAACAAGCUUUAUGUGACACUCCAGAUAUGCUUGAGGAAUGUGUGGUAUCCACCCUCAAAAAUGAAAAGAAUGAGAAAAACGGAUCUAGUGAUUCUUUUCAAAAUACUCAAGCUACAUCUUCAAAUGGCAGCUCUAUUGUUCUUUAUGAUUCAAAUUGUGAUAUUUCUUCUAAGACUAAUGGCACUGCUGAUGUAAAAGAGAGUUCAGAUUCUUCAUCAACUACGAAAUUGGAAAAUGCAAAUCUAAGAUAUAAUGAUACAUACGAAGGUGAUUGUGUUGAUCGAGCUCCGAUUCCAAAUUUUGAUUCAGCUUUUGAGUCCAUCAAAUCAAAUAGUCAAAUUAAGUCCAUUGAUCCGCCUCUCCAAUUUGGGGAUAAAUUUAAAAGUGAUAACACAUCACUUCUAAAUAAGAAUGAUCGUUCUCAAGCUACUCAAACAGAAUCUUUCCAUUGUGCAAAAACAAACCAUUAUAAAAAAGCUGAUUUGAUUUCUGAAGCGGAAGACAGAUUCCAACUGUUCGAAACAGUGAAUCAUUGUGUCCCAUUCCAUGCUCUCGGAUUAUCUUCAGAAAGCUCUGAGCCUGAAGAUAGCCCUGUAGUGAGAACAGUUUGUGCACUUAAUGAUAGUAAUAUCAUGAGCAAUGGUGAUAAUAAAAAUGAUAUUAACAAUGUCUUGAAUCAUGAAAAUGGUGAUAUAAUCUCGCCUUUCCAUGAAAGAUUUUUUUAUAGUUUGCCUAAACCUCCAAAAACCAUUCCAAACGGUGUGGAUAAAUAUAAUACCCUUCCUAAAGGUGCAGGAAAAUAUUAUGAUUCCUUAUUUUCGGAACCAUCAACUUUCAAUUAUGUGAGUAUUGAUGAGUUGGCAGAAUAUAUGCGACAAGUUAAGAGCAGCUCUUAUCUAUUACCAUCUCGAGAUGUAUCAACCGAUGUAAAAGAUGAUAGAGAAAUCAAGGAUGCUGUUACCCAAACAUCUCCAGCACCUCUUAGUCGAAGUUCUAGUUUUACAUGGGUGACUGAUUGCGAUUGUAGUGAUUUCGAUAAAAACCAGCACACGUCAGAUGAUGAAAGCCUUGCUCUGUCUAGCUGUUCCAAUUGCAAAGUCGAAAAUGGCAGUCUACACUCUUCGCCGUCAUCGUCUUCUUUAGCUAUUUCUUCUGAUGAUGAGGGGGAAAUGCCAAUAACUCCUGGAUCGAAUGGAAGCAGUUUGUAUCUAUCAGCAUGCUCAGGUUCGAGCGACUCUUUUGAAGAAGCUCCAGUUACCAUUGCUAAUGAAUAUGAAGCGACCGUGGCACCUAACGAAAACGACUACACUGCACUGAUUAAAAGACCUUUACGAAAUAGCGAGUCUACUCUUCGAGGUUCUACAUUGGGAGAUAUAUCUGAAGAACAAGCUACUAGUGAGACAAUAUCGAUGAAAUCUACCAAGAGUAAUCCUUCCUUAACUGAUUCAAAUGUUAUGGAACCCGUAGAGCAACCAGCAUCUUUUCCAUCUACAUUAAGACUGAGCCGAAAAAAUCGGUCAACUAAUAGUCCUGCUCAACCCAUUGAGCCUACUAUAUUAAUAAUCAAUGACCUUAACUUGAAAUCUAUAUCUGCUCCAGUCCUCUUAAGACAAAAACGACAUGUUGCUAACACUAAAACGUCAGAAUCAUCAUCGAGUGAUUCGUCUCCACCAACUGGUACCCGAAGUAAAGAUGCUGUUGUUUGGACCCCGAUGAAUCAGGUUCCGGCGCGAGCACACUCAGCUAAGGAGUUGAACGAACUCCAAGCAAUCGAAGCAUGCAGUUGGUUGCGUGCUGCAGGUUUUCCACAAUAUGCUCAGAUGUACGAAGAUAACCAAUUUCCUAUCGAUGUAUCGAUUGUUCAGAAGGAUCAUGCAUUUCUUCAUCCUGAUUCUAUACAGUCAUUAUUCAGGAGACUGAAUACAUUAAACAGGUGUGCUAAGAUGAAAUUUAAAGAUCAUGUCCAUCGAGCAUCUUUACACCUGGAAGAAAGUGAUGAAGAAGAACAAUAUGCACUAAGUGAAAACUGGGAAUUUCAACGUUCAAGUCGACGUUGGUCUCGAAUUCCUUCACCAUCAGACGGAAUUUCUGAUUUUGUGGCUAACGAACCACCAAUGCCUGCCAACACAUUAACAGCGCCAACUCGAAAAUUCUUAAAUCCAGACGAACCUUAUUGCAGCAGUCAUGAUAGUGUAUUUGUGGACGACCAGCAUAGUAGUCCUGAUAGCAUAAGGCGAUCAAAUGUACUUAAAAUUGAAAAAAUUUCAGCAAUGCCUUCAACCCAUCUUGGGGACUAUAGUCCAGGUUCCAGUUCAGGUUCAGGCGGAACUCUAAGUCUUGCUUCUGAAGAUAUACAACAAGAACGUCGAAGUUUGAGACGCAGUGGUAGUGAUAGAGUAAAAGAAGGUGCUAAGGCUUUAUUGAAACGAAUGGAAAGCUUAAAAGGAAAGCGAAAAAAGAAAGUUCUAGAUACCAAUAAAAUUGAAAAUAUCACAAUAGUACAUCAUAGUGGAACUGAUGGAAGCUCUUCAAGUAGUUUAACAUCCUCCCCGCAAUUCCGACGAUCCCAAAAACAAGUAACUAGCUCACCUGAAACUAUGAAGAAAAGAACCAUCAGGCCAGAUGAUUUAAGUGCUCACAGUGAUACUGAAUGUCGGCUUUUUCUGGUUUCUGAUAAAUGGAAAGAUGCAAAUAGCAAUGAUACAAAACAUUUUAAACAUUAUGUUAACCAACAAACUUCUGUUACUGUAACAUCACCUCAAGAAGAACCAAAUUUCCAUCCCAUGUCGGAUGAUAGUACUUUAAAACGUGAUUGUAGAAAACAUUUUUUGCAUCCUGACUAUGAGGAAUGCGAUAAAAGAGGAAGUUACUAUGACAAUGUAUCUGCCCCACUUGUUGUAUUUAAUGAUUUAUAUUCUAAAAGCUUGGGUGAAAGCGAAACUAAUACACCAGUUAAGAGUGGAAAGAACCAGCAGUCAUUUGACAGAUCUGUUCAAAACCAAGAUGAUGGUGAUAUCAUCAUAAUGAACAAUGAAAGACGUGAUUCUGGAGUUGGAUCAUCAUUAACAAGGGGCAUCACCUAUCAACAUGCACCUUGGCAUUGCUUUCCUUUUAUUUCACACCCUGAAACAAAAUCAUUUUCUGGUCCCUUAAGAAUUAUGGACUUAACUGCUCCACAAAUGCUUCUCCUUCGUAAAUUAUCUCUUUUGAAAUUAACCACUAUAAUGGAAAAAUUUUCCCCAUCUAGUCGAACUGGCUGGAGCUGGGGAGUUUCAAAAUUCAUUGGCCGAAUUCGCAACCCUGAUUAUAAAGAUAAAGUUGUGUUUGGUGUUCCUCUACUUCUUAUUCUCCAGAGAACAGGACAGCCUUUACCCGUUUCAAUCCAAGCAGCAAUUCACCAUUUACGAAAUACAGCUUUAGAUUCUACUGGUCUGUUCAGAAAAUCAGGAGUGAGAUCCCGAAUUCAAAAAUUAAAGAGCUUAAAUGAAACCAUUCCUGAAAAAAUCAGCUAUGAAGAACAGCAAGCUUAUGAUGUUGCUGAUAUGUUAAAGCAGUAUUUCAGAGAACUUCCAGAAGCCCUACUAACAAAUAAACUUUCUGAAACUUUCAUUAGUAUUUUUCAAUUUGUUCCUGAAGACUUACGUCUUGAAGCUAUCCAUGCUGCUCUUAUGUUAAUGCCUGACGAAAAUCGUGAAGUUUUGCAGUCCCUGUUAGAAUUUUUGCAUGAAGUUUGUCAACAUUCUAGUGUAAAUCAAAUGACAGCUACCAACAUUGCUGUUUGUUUUGCUCCUUCACUAUUUCAUCUAUCUACUCCUCGAAGUGCAAGCUCAAGUCCUCGUCGCCGAAAAACUGUUGGAGUUCCCGAUUUAAGAGAACUCAAUGAAAAUAGAGCAGCUUAUGAAUGCUUAUCUUGCAUGGUUACUAAUUACAAGAGCUUAUUCACGGUGUCUGAAGAGCUCGUUUCUCAAAGUCGCAUAUCAUCUGCAUCAUUUUCACAGCCUGCAUCAUUAGAAGAAUUAUUUUUAUUUUCCUCAUCUAAUGGACAAACUGGAUGGAAAGGUUAUAUUGACAGCUGUACACAAAUGUUUUUAAAGGAAACCAAAGAAAAAUAUAAGGGCUGGAAAACUGUGUCACAAAAUGAUCAUGUUGAUUUGUCUUACAAAAAAGUUGUAGAUGGUCAUCCUUUAAAACUCUGGAAGGCAUCCACAGAAGUUGAAGCUCCACCCGUUGAAUUAUUGAAUAGAUUACUAAGAGAAAGACAUGUAUGGGAUACCUCAUAUUCAAAAGGAAAAUUAGUGUGUCGUUUAAAUAAACAAACUGAAGUUAUUCAGUACCAGAGUGCUCCAUUGCCACCUCAUCCACCUUGUGAUUUUUGCAUAUUAAGGUCAUGGAAAACUGAUUUACCCAAAGGUGCCUGUAUUCUAGUGGAAACAUCAGUUGAACAUCCUGAAGCAGAAAUAAACCCUGAAAAUGUCAGAGGCUUAUUAUUAGCAUCACGUUAUCUUAUCGAACCAUGUGGAUCUGGGAAAUCCCGAAUAACUCACAUCAGUAGGAUUGAUACAAGGGGAAGAUCUCCAGAAUGGUAUCAUAGAGCUUAUGGACAUAUUUCUACCCUUUUACUAAUUAAAUUGAGGAGUUCAUUUUCACGGUCACGUGCAGAUGGACCUGAAACUAAAGUGUAAAGUGCCAACAAUUUUCGAAUUAAACAAUAUUUGUAAAUAUUGCAAAUUUACAAUGUUAUUAUAAAUUUUAUGUAAAAUUUGUACAAAAAAAAUGAUAAGGUAACACCUCACAAAAAAUAACAAGAAUUACUCUUGCAACAGAAAAACUAGUCAUUAAAAACCAUGAAAUCAAGUAAUUAUUGUAUGUUUAUUUUAAGCAUGGUUAUAUUCAGAUUUGUAAAUAUUGUUUAUUCCAUUUAUGAGACAAGCAGAAGUAUUUUAUGAUUUUUUUUAUUGUAAAUUUGUUUCUAUAGCAUAAAUUUAUUAUAUUUGAAUGUGAAAUAACUUGAAAUGUUUAUAACUGGUGUCCUAAAAAAAUAAUAAUUGAAUAAAAAAGGAUUGUUUAUAUCAUUGUAAGAAAAUUAGAAAGAAAAGAAAUGUUGAGUUGAGUUUUAUGCAUUCAACCAUGCUUAUUAUCAAACUAUAUUAUUUAUUCUAAGUUUCAAAAAAAAAAGUUAGUCAAUAAAUUAUCAUUUUUGGGACAUCCAGUAUUUUAAACUUAGGCUUGAAUUUAAUUUAAUUUUUGACAGUUGAAAUACUCUCUAGUAUAUAUUAAAUGAGUUUUGUAUUGUCAUUGACUUAACAAUAUUAUUUUCUUAAAGUGGAUAAAUUUUGUAUAUUAAAGUGAAGUAAAAUGUCCGUGUGAAGUAAAAUGUAAUACAUAUCCCUUUUAAAUCAAAAACUAUUCCAUAUGUAAAAUUAUAUGUUAUUCCAUAACCAUUAUAAGUCAAAAUUUUAAAAAAUGAAGAAAAAAAAGUAUUUUAUGCAUAUUUCCUCUAUUGUUAUUUUUAUUCAAAAGUAGAUGAUGAUGUAUUUUAACAAAAGAACUUUUGAAGAAUUUGUAAAAAUAUAUGACGAUGAAAAUAGAACUAUGUGUAUAUGUGUUGAUUUAAGUCUUGUUGAAAUAAAAAUAUUGAGUUCAUAAAA